Molecule: messenger RNA, 2086 nt
Organism: Panicum hallii
Lineage: Eukaryota; Viridiplantae; Streptophyta; Magnoliopsida; Poales; Poaceae
Product: gibberellin-regulated protein 2-like
Exons: 3
Coding region: 1640-1972 (110 amino acids)
Source: RefSeq, a predicted model, not a curated record
GCAAAUGAAUCUACCACCACAAAUACAACCCGGAUGGAACUUUUUCACGAUACAAAGCAUGUUGUGUGGUUCGUGGAUUUUCACAGCAGCCUGGUAUUGAUUAUGGAGGGACAUUUAGUCUUGUGAUCAAGCCAGCAACAAUACGAGUUGUGUUGAGCAUUGCCAUGUCCUCUUGGCCAAUUCAUCAAUUGGAUAUCAAGAACUUCCUUCAUGAUAGUCUCUCCGAAACAGUCUAUUGCACUCAGCGUUCUGGAUUUCUUGAUGCCUCCAACCCAUCACAUGUUUGCAAACUCAACAAAUCACUAUAUGGGUCUGAAACAAGCUCCACGCACUUGAUUUCAGCGGUUCAAACAAUUUCUUCUUUCUCUUGGUUAUCAUGCAUCUAGAGCUGACUCAUCACUUUACAUUCUCCACACACCCGUUUGGACAUCAUAUAUACUGCUUUAAGUGGAUGACAUUAUACCCACUGCAUUCCACUCUCCUUCUGCAACCCAUCAUAUCCAAGCUUCGCAAUGAAUUUGCAAUGAGUGAUCUUGGUCCACUGUCACACUUCUUGCGCGUACACGUCACCCCAGCACCUUCUGGAGUUUUCCUCAUGCAAGAGCAGUAUGUCAAUGAUCUACUUGACCGUGCCAACAUGAGCACAUUUUAUCCAUGCUGCACUUCCAUUGAUACAAAACCAAAAGUCUCAGCUUCUGUCGGCAAACCAGUAGCAGAUCCAACGGAAUAGAGAAGUCUAGCACGGGCACUUCAUACUUUACCCUUACCCGACCAGACAUAUCUUAUGCCCUGCAACAAAUCUGUCUAUUCAUACAUGAUUCAAAGAAACCACAUCUUCUGCUGCUCAAAUGGGCUCUACGCUAUCUCAGUGGGACUCCAGAUUAUGGAUUGCAUCUAACCCGCUCAGCUUCCACAGACAUUGUCGCAUAUUCAGAUGCAGAUUGGACCGGAUGCCUGAACACCCAACGAUCAACAUCUGAUUAUUGUGUCUAUCUUGGCAACAACCUUGUGGCAUGGUCCUCAAAAAGACAGCAUGUCAGCUCUCGUCCGAGUACGGAGGCCAAAUACCGGUCUGUGGCAAAUGCAGUCUCUGGAACCUGUUGGCUUCCUUAACUUCUCAACGAGCUGCGACGUCCUCCUCACCGUGCAACAUUGGUAUAUUGUGAUAAUGUCAGUGCACAAUACCUGUCCUCCAACCCUGUGCAGCAUCAAAGAAUAAAACACGUGGAGAUUGAUCUUCACUUUGUCAGUGUCAGGGACAAAGUAUCUCUCGGUGUAAGUAUUGCAUGUUCCAUCUCGGUCACAAUUUGAAGACAUAUUCACCAAAGGCCUGCCACGAGUACUAUUUGAUGAGUUCAGAAACAGCCUGCACAUUUCACCACGUCCAGGCUGAGAGGGGGCUAUUGGCAGGUAACGAUCGUGGAGUUCAGGUCCACCACUACAUGCAAAGGCUCUCCUCAGAUGUAGCUCCAUUUGACUAGUGUGUGAUCCUUAUCACCGCUCAUGUAAAUAACCCCUGUACUUGUACUUGCCUAUAUUAAGGCCUUGGUGAUAUCAAUAAAGAUGAGGCAUCCUGCCGUUCUGCACUGCACUCAUUCCUUCCUAGCCAGGCCACAAGAUACUUUAGAAUUGAAGCAGCAUGAAGAAUAAGCAGCGGAUCCUCCUCCAUGUUCUCUUCUUCGUCUUCUUCUUCAUCCUCAUGGCUGCCCUUGCUGUUGAUGCUGAUGAUCCACAGGAGUUGCAGGAGCAGCAUCGAUCCCUGCUCCAGACUCCCCCAAAGAUAGACUGCCCGUCGAGCUGCCUGGAGCGCUGCGGCAGAAACUGGAAGAACAAGAUGUGCAACAAGAUGUGCAACGUCUGCUGCAACCGCUGCAGCUGCGUGCCGCCGGGAACCGGCCAGGAGACACGCCACCUCUGCCCCUGCUAUGACACCAUGGUCAACCCAAAAACCGGCAAGCCCAAGUGCCCGUAGCCUAGUGCCUCAGGCCAAUCUGGCAAUUUCUGCCGUGCGUGUUAUCUAUGUAUGCUAUCAUCUUCAUGUUAACUAUAUCAACUGAUGAUAAAUAAACACCAGACUUUCUCCUCA